Messenger RNA from Podarcis lilfordi (Lilford's wall lizard), 5717 nucleotides. NCBI's taxonomy places the organism in Eukaryota, Metazoa, Chordata, Lepidosauria, Squamata, Lacertidae. The record is from the annotation of a GenBank genome assembly.
AUGGGGCUAUUAGCUUCUGUUAGCGGCGUGCUCUUGUGUAUAGUAAUUGGUGUGGUGGACAUCGCAGGCCCUUGGGAGUUGUCUGGGGAUGAUCUAGUUUGGAGAUCACCUUCCAGGACUGUCCCUCCAGUGGGACAGCCUCCCGGCUCAGUCUUGUCUCGGUCUUCACCCUGGGCUUGGGUGGACGUUCCCCAGCUGAGGGCUUUAUCCCUCCUGACUCCUGUGACUGUGCAUUGCAUGGAGGCUCAGGUGGUCGUAACUGUGAACAGGGACCUGUUUGGGACGGGGAGGCUCAUCCAAGCUUCGGACCUGAUCCUGGGCUCUCUUGGUUGCCCAUACACCUCCCUUGACAAUGCAGAGAAUUUGGUGGUCUUUGAAGCUGGGCUCCAUGAGUGUGGCAGCAUCUUACAGGUAAGGUGAACUGAUGAAAUGCACUUGCUUCUUGAGUUCCUUGAGCUUCUUUUAGUUGUUGUAAAGUAACAAGAAAAGCCUAAUGUGUGAGGAACUACAAUGGGGGUGGAAAGACUCCUCAUAUUUCUGAUGUUCCGGCUGUGGCUAAUGUUUGUUUAUGUGGUUAAAAAGAUACUGCCCGUGCAUGAGAGGGAGGUAUUGAUGGCUUUGGGAGAACCCUAAUAUUGGACACGGGUGGCACUGUAGUCUAAACCACUGAGCCUUGGGCUUGCUGAUCGAAAGGUCGGUGGUUCGAAUCCCCAUGACGGGGUGAGAUCCCGUUGCUCGGUCCCAACUCCUUCCCACCUAGCAGUUCGAAAGCAUGUGAAAGUGCAAAUAGAUAAAUAGGUACCACUCCGGCAGGAAGGUAAACGGCGUUUCCGUGCACUGCUCUGGUUUGCCAGAAGCGGCUUAGUCAUGCUGGCCACAUGAUCCGGAAGCUGUCUGAGGACAAACGCCGGCUCCCUCAGCCAGUAAAGCGAGAUGAGCGCCGCAACCCCAGAGUCGUUUGCGACUGGACUUAACUGUCAGGGGUCCUUUACCUUUAAAGGUGAGAAAAGGAGCAACUAUCUGAGAGUAAUGUGAUGGACAGGUUGGGAUCCUGAACCACCAAUACUCUGUGCACCAGAACUUGUGUACUGUACUAAUCUUAGAGCCUUAUCAUAGAAUCCUCCAUUCAACAGAAACUUCUCAAAACGAAAGGGAUAGGAGUAGUUAUCAUUAUGUGAGGUCUGCAAAUAAAACAUUAGGUUUCUUCUCCAAAAUAGUCAAAAGUUUCACUUCCUAUGGCUUGCUGCUGGUUUAAUGAUGGUUGAGCCUAGGUAGUGACUGCUGGUAUGUUCAGCUAGGACUGGCAAGACCUGAGUUCAAAUCCCCACUCACUCAAGAAGCUGACUGAUUACUUUAGGCAAGUCAGCUGCCAUUUUCUGUGGUGCUGGAUUUUUACUUGUGUGUGCUGCUAUCACUAAACCUGGUGGGUUUUUAAAAACUGUACCUGGAGAUGUUUUGCAUUGGGUGACAAACUAAACAAAUAACUACAUCAGAAUUGUUGUGAGGAUGAAAUUUGGUUGUCUAUAAAAUUCUAUAAAAUUCAUGUACCACUUUUUGCAGCCUACAUAAGACAACUUGUGCUUUUCAGAUGUGCAUGCAAUUUGUCUGGUGGUCCUAGGUUCUUUGUCAAUGUGCCACCUCUGCAUGGUCCCUCACUAUCCUCCUACAUUAUAACAGAUGGUGGAGGGGGCAUCCCUCUGGGCUGAUUGUGCCUCCCUACACUUAAUAGGGAAUAUAUAUUGAGACUAGGAAUGGAAUGAUAAUAGAAUUGGGAGUUGGGAGAGAUCCAAGGGUCAAGUCCAUAUUUUUAAGAUGGCAUUUUUUUUUUAGGAAUAUGAUGUGUUUAUAUGAACCAACAAUAAUUUGAGCAGCCUUCUCUACCCUGGUGCCCUCCAGAUGUGGUGGGCUCCCAACUCCCAUCAGCCCCAGCUAGAGCAGAUGAUGGGAUUUGGAGUCCAUAACAUCUGGAGAGCACCAGGUUGAUGAAGCCUGUAGUGACUCUAUAUUUGCCACUACUCUUCUCCUUCCAGAUGACUCCAGACACUCUUGUCUAUAGCAUAAGCCUCUACUAUAGACCUAAUCCUGGAAGUAACUCUCAAAUCAUCAGGACCAGCCCAGCUGAAGUUCCUAUUGAAUGUCACUAUCCAAGGUGAGUGGCUCUUUGUUCUCUGAUCGCACCUUCCCAAUAACUGUUCCUUGGAGAACUGGUUGAUCAGUGAAGACUGUCCCUUUCAGGAAAGACAAUGUGAGCAGCAAGUCCAUCAGGCCAACGUGGAUUCCUUUCAGCUCUACCAUUUCUGCAGAAGCAAGGUUGGCCUUUUCGUUGCGUCUGAUGAACGGUAGGUGGCAGCCUUGGGGAAAAUACUGUCUACUUCGUAAGUCGGGACGGGGAACCUUUUUUUAGUCCAAGGGAUGCAUUGCCUUCAAGGGCUGUAUGUCGGUGAUGGGUGAGGCUAGAGGCAAAAGUGUGGAGUAAUGAAUAUAAAUCUUAACUUUUGUACAGUAGGCUACCCCAAUCUCUGAGUGAUGUGAGGUUUCAGGUGCUUGCAUAGGGCACUCCCAUCCCUGUAUUAAGAUAAGGCUCGCCUUCUAGAUGACUGGAGUGCGGAGAGAACCAUUAACAGGUAUCAGCUGGGAGAUGCCAUGCACAUCCAGGCUGAUGUCAACACUGAGAACCACGUGGUUCUGAAGCUCUUCAUUGACAACUGUGUGGCCACGCUGAGCCCAGACAGAGACUCUUCUCCCAAUUAUGCUAUAAUUGACUUCAAUGGGUAAGUAUGCCUUUCUUGCCAGGAUCUCUAGGUUGCAUUUAUUUGGCUGUCAACUACUGGGGAAAUGUUGCUAACCACGUGUUUUGUCUUAGAUGCCUGGUUGAUGGGAGAUCAGAUGACUCCAGUUCAGCCUUUGUGUCCCCAAGACACAGACAAGAUUCUCUCCAGUUCACAGUUGAUGCCUUCCAGUUUGCAGGAGAUAAUGGAGGCUUGGUGAGACAUUACUGAACACAGCAAGCUUCCUGAUCUGGCACAUUUUGCAGCAAUUGGCAUUUUUAAAAAAAAUCCCCAUGAAAGUUCACCAGCAUUUUUGUGUGAAUUGAUUGUAAUAAAUACAUUUUAUAUGCAGUUUUGACUAAUGUAUACAUUCUUGCAAGGACACCUCCUUUUUUGUAUGUUGUUUUCAUUAAUAUCUUGGUUUUUUUAGAAUCCACUUUCCUUAAUGUGUGCAAUUUUGUAAUUAUUGUCAGCUGGGAUAGCUCAGUUGGUAGAGUAGGAGACUCUUAAACUCAGGGUUGUGGGUUUGAGCCCCACAUUGGGCAAAAGAUCCCUGCAUUGCAGGGGGUUGGACUAGAUGACCCUUGUGGUUCCUUCCAGCUCUACAGUUCUAUGUUUCUAAGAGAACUGCAUUGCAAACAUUCAAAUCGGUGCAGAUUUUGAAGGCUAGCUGCAUUUCAGUUCUCAUAUUAUUUAGGGACAUGCAAAUUUGGAAAAUUUGGCUUUGAAUGUGAAUAGAAUUGAAUUUCUCCUCCAUCCCUACCUACAGGAAAAGCAGGGCAUGGAUGAAAGGGGCUUUGCAGGUAAUGCCAGUCAGCUGACUGUCAAUGCCUGCAAAAGCCCCUUGCAUAGUGCUUCCCAAGGGCAAACUACUGGCUAACUUCUUUGUGCCUCUUGUUCUUUGAUGGCUAGAGAGGCUGCGUUGUACACUAUGGAUUCCAGAUAUUGCUACAUGCUGUGUUUUUAGCCUUUUAUUGGGCUGUUGUUUUUAUUCUGAUUACCGGUAUAUAUUUUGAGGUUUUAUAUUUUGAUUUUGUUCUGUGAACUACCCUGAGACCUCUGGGAAUAGGGUGGUCUAUAAAUUCAAUACUGUAUAUAAAUAAACUUGGUGACUUGGUGAAGCCACUGCGACAGAGCUGUUUGAGCAUGAGUGUGGGGGAAUCUGUGGUUCUCCAGAUGUGGACGGACUAGAACUCUCAUUAUCCCUGGCCAUUGGUCAUGCUGGCUGGAGCUGAUGGGACUUGGAGCCCAAUGGCAUUUGGAGAGCAUUGAGUUUCUCAAUAGGCUGCAAUGCUGGAAAGUCCAAUGGUCUUUCUUUGGGGUUCCCCCCUCACUUUCUCCCCACUUACUUUCUCCAGGUGUACAUUACUUGCCACUUGAAAGUCACAGCAGCUGAUCAGCCUCUUGGUCCUCUGAACAAGGCUUGCUCUUUCAACAAAGCAAGGAACAGGUGAGGGAAGCAGUUGAGAACUGUGGAUGGUGGGGCUGUCUGAGAAGCUGAGAGCAGCAUGGGAGGAGUGAUUCCUGUAUCCCCCUUUUGCUGCAGCUGGACUCCCAUUGAAGGUGCUGCAGACAUCUGCAGCUGCUGUGAGAUGAGGAACUGUAUGCCACCUGGGGGCCGGUCUGGAAGGAUGGAUCCCUGGUGGAGAGAGACGAGAGGACGCUUCCAGAGAGAUGCUCCUGUUAUUGUGCAUGGUAAAUUCUGUGUCCAGAGUGACUUAUGGAACAGGGGUGGUGACUCCAGGACAUGAGGCCUUGCUUCCUGCAUAGCAAUUAGGCAUGGGUCAAAAAAGCUUCCUAUUUGCUCCAAUUUUUCAGAGGACAAAAGGCAACUGGUUCCAGUCAACUGCUCUUGCCAUCCAAGAUGUUCCUCCUAAUGUUCACCCAACAAGUACCCUCCUCCUGGGACUUAAUCCCAUUAGAGCGCAUCCAGUCGUACCCCCCACCACCUGCUGCCACCAACCCCUCUGCAUCGUCAGUGUCUAGAUUGGCUAUAAUUGUCCCAUAGGAGGAAAUGUGUUAAAAGGAGCUUAACUCGAACCUGAUCAAAAUAAGUUUCUAGGCUUUCAUGCUUUUGCAGGUGACUCUUCGGUGGGAAGAGCAGAGGCUGACGUGGUGAUAGGACCUGUUGUCCUGGGUGUCCCAAAGAGUUUGGGGCAUUUCCCUGAAAACCAAAGAACCAUAGGGGCAAUGGAAGAAGGUAAGGCUGCACUCUUGGGUGGCAUUUUUUGCAUGUAGAAAGUCUGCUGUUCAAACUCUUACGUCUCUAGGUAGGGCUAAAAAAGACCUCUGCUUGACACUUAGAGAGCUAGAAUCAUAGAGUUAGGGUCAUCUAAUUCAACCCCCCUGCAAUCUUUUUGCCCAUGGUAGGUGAUUGUAAAGGGACGUGGGUGGCGCUGUGGGUUAAACCACAGAGCCUAGGGCUUGCUGAUCAGAAGGUCGGUGGUUCGAAUCCCUGCGACGGGGGUUUGUUGCUUGGUCUCUGCUCCUGCCAAUCUAGGAAUUCAAAAGCACAUCAAAGUGCAAGUAGAUAAAUAGGUACCACUCUGGUGGGAAGGUAAACAGCGUUUCCAUGUGCUGCUCUGGUUCGCUAGAAGCGGCUUAGUCAUGCUGGCCACAUUACAGCUGUACGCCAGCUCCCUCGGCCAAUAAAGUGAGAUGAGCGCUGCAACCCCAGAGCCGGCCACGACUGGACCUAAUGGUCAGGGGUCCCUUUACCUUUACCUUUAUGGUAGUGCACAUGCUCUAAACGCAGAAGGGCCCAUAUUCAAUCUCCACUUCUCUUUCUCAGGUACCCAUGAGAUGUCUCUGUUGACAAUGGCAGGACUGUCCAUAGCAACUGUCUUCCUAGCUUUGACAUUGGGGAUUCUGGGAUAUCUCAUUGCCUGCAAGAAAAAAAGCCACUCCAAUUCUACUCCAAUCUCAGAGCUUUCUGGAAAAGCUGUGUAA